Molecule: messenger RNA, 1028 nt
Organism: Cotesia glomerata
Lineage: Eukaryota; Metazoa; Arthropoda; Insecta; Hymenoptera; Braconidae
Exons: 5
Coding region: 144-1028 (294 amino acids)
Molecular function (GO): protein binding
Source: RefSeq, a predicted model, not a curated record
UUAUGUUUCACGCUCUUUUGACACCAUUAAUGUUUCGAAAAUUUUCCUUGAGGGUCAUUGUCAUCGAAAUUUAUAUAUUAAUAAUGAGCUCUAAGUUUUCCAAUUAUUAAAACACCUGCAAUUGUUAAGAAAACAGUAAAAAAAUGAAUCUCAAUUCAACGAGUCCAACAAUAAAUUGUGGAAAUAUUCUUCCCCAAUUUCUACAAGAAAAGGUAGUUAACCUAAAAAUUGGUGAAAAAACUUACAAUCAAGGAUGGGGAAAUUUGACCAUAGGAAGGUCUCAUUUUAAUGAUGUUAUUAUAAAAGACAAAUCAGUUUCAGCAUUUCACGCAAAUCUCGAGGUCGGCAGCAGAGGAGUUUUUAUCACAGACCAUAACGCGACUAAUUUUACCUACAUAAACAAUGUUCAAAUUCCUGCUCGAGAAAGAAUGCCUGUCUUGCAAACAUCAUCAGUUAAAUUUGGUGAGGUUUUUUGUAUCAUUGAAUAUCAACAGGCUGAAAACUUGUCAGCAACUCCUGAAAAGAUCAGAGAUACUUCGAGUUCUCCAGAGAAACAUGAUGAUUCGUCUGUUAUUUUGCUGGAUCAAAAUCAAGAGGUAAAUAAUGAUAAUGCAGAUAAUCAUAAUGAAUCAAGAGAAGAAAUAAAUUUAUCAACAAGUGAAGUUGACAUUGAAAAUUAUAAUUAUAAUGAUAAUGAUAAAGAUCAUAAAACUGAAGAAGAAACACGCAGCGAAUCAUUAACUUGUACACAAGCUUCCGUUAAUUGUCGUCGUUAUCACGAUAAUGAAGAUGAUAGAAUAAUAAAUAUUAUUCAUAGUCUUUCUCAAAGUCUUCAAAUCAAUCAGAGUGAUGAUAAAGAUAAUAAUGAUAAGAAAGAAGAUGAUGUUAAUGAUGAUAACCGCCUUAAUAAUAAUGAUGAUAACCGCCUUAAUAAUGAUGCUGAUCAUCAUAAUAAUAAUAAUGAAGAUGAUGAUCAUCAUAAUAAUCACGAAGAUGAUGAUCAUCAUAAUAAUCAUGAAGAUCAUUAG